AUGGCAACGGUCAAUCAGGCGUGCACCAAUUCGAUUUGGCUUAUUUCGAGGGGAAGACACCCUAUUCUAAGGCUUCUGCGGGAUGUGCUUCCUCCUAAUCUUCCAGCUUCUCUGAAUUCUCUUCAAGAUGAGUUUCUCUGGAAAAAUUCUCCUUCUUCUGAGGCUGGAGAUUUUUCUUCUUCUAAAACAUGGGAUUUUCUUCACCCGGUGGGUCAAUCUUUUAACUGGACGAAACCUAUUUGGUUCAAGGAAAGAAUUCCGAGGCACACUUUUAUCUUGUGGAUGGCUAUGCGGGAUCGUCUGUUCACCAGAGAUAAACUAAGGUCUUGGGGCCUAAAUGUUCCAUCCUCUUGUCUCCUUUGUGACGCCUAUCCUGAAUCCAAAUCCCACCUCCUUACUGACUGCAUUUACUCUCGAGAGAUCUGGACCGGCUUCUUUCGGCGGUCGGGUUUAUCUCCCCCGGUUUCACUUGAGGAGAUUGUUGUUUGGUCAGAUUCGCUUUCUCCCCAGAGGAAGGUGAACACAAAUUGUAAGAUUCUAGUUCAGGCGAUUGUUUAUUGCCUUUGGAGAGACAGGAAUUCGAGACUGCACUCUUCUAAUUCAAAACCGCCCCAUGUCUUGAGUAAGGAGAUUCAAACUAUCUUAAGAGCUAAGCACCGACAUCAAGGAGUCAUACCCCUUCACCUAGUUCUCUCUUUUCAAUUUGUAAUCUCCCUCUGGUUAGUUGCUGCUGCUAUUGUUGUUGUUGCUUACCGUUUCUUUUGGUUCCUCGUUGGAGGCUCUUUUGUAUUUCCCCUCUUUGGGGUUUUUUAA
Molecule: messenger RNA, 813 nt
Organism: Microthlaspi erraticum
Lineage: Eukaryota; Viridiplantae; Streptophyta; Magnoliopsida; Brassicales; Brassicaceae
Source: the annotation of a GenBank genome assembly